AUGCUUAAAUUUGCCCCACCUAACCCUACCCUAUCUUCAUCCUAUGCAAAUUAUGAGGGCCCUACCAUCAAAAUUGAUGAGUCGGCUGCUCAAUUAAGUAACACAGCUUCCGCAGGCAUAGGCAUGUUCAAUGAUUUGAGUUCAUCUGACAGUAUCUAUCUCUCUAACUUGACGCAAAGUCAGAGUCACUACUCUCAUUGCAACAAUUCCCUAGGUGUUGACAUGCAGCAGAAGCCAUUCAGGCGAAGAAAACCACCAACGUCACUGGAUACCAGAUUGAACGCCAUCGGUCCGGUUAGCACGGCAAGGGAGGGGCCCCCUGUUGCUUCACCGCCUGGCUCAGUUGUGCUAGCAGCAGAUGGUGUGACUGCCAUUGAAAGUAGACCCAGUAAGCAUGUACUCCUCACCAGCCCCAACGAUUCAGUUAGCGAGACCAACAGUGUCGCCAGUAGCGUCAGAUGUUACAAAGACGACGACAGUAUUACUGCCCUCCAAAGCGAACUCUUCGACACUGUGCCUCUUUUACUUCAAGACACCCCCCUUACUGAUUCAGUAGCACCAUCUCCCCCCAAUAAGUCAUCGAGGACCUAUCAGCCACCACUAUCAGCUAAGUCAGGCCAGAAAAUCAGCUUCGCAGGCUCAUUUAUGGCCAUGUUUGGCGAUAAAUCCAAGGCCGAUACGAGACCAGCGCCUCCGGCCUCCCUUAACAACACCACUGUUGCAAUACCAAUAGGAUCAGCAACCCAUCAGUUUCUCCCGCGUUCGAAAUCUGCAAUUCAGUUCACUACCAGUGAAAGUGUCCAGGAAAAUGUUCAGCAGCCCACUUACCCUAGGAAGGCGACACUGUCCAGAAAAAAGUCUAUUCCUGCACUUGCGCCUGGCCAAGGUAUUAAGUGGGAUACUGCCGCCAUAACAGCAGAGCUCGCAGAUAUCAGCUCAGGGUUUUUGCACAAUGCCAUAACAACAAGCAUGCAUGCAAUGGGAGUAGAGAACCGCCAGGAGCUUGUGGCUUUACAGAACACUGUAGAUGCACAGGCCAAGUUAAUCACUGAGCUUAUGGCCCGCAUUAAGGCUCUCGAAGCAAAACAAAAUGUCAGUGCAGAAAAGAUUGCAAAGAUGAACAAAACGGUUAACGUAUUUAACCCGGAACUAGUGCUGCGUGUAAUCAAGUAUCAAAAGGAGCUAGACGGCACGCUCAAGGUCAUUACCAAGAAGCAAGAGAUCCUGGCUGAGGACAAUCCGCGGAGAUUGCAUGAUCUCAGAGAACUGGUUGCAGACUUGCCCACCAUUCUUGCUCGCCUGACAACCCUAGAGAAAGAGCUCCUAGCCAACAAAGAUAUGGUCGAGAAGCUGAAACAGGAGAUUUUAAAGUAA
Giardia duodenalis is the source of this 1374-nucleotide messenger RNA. RefSeq lists its product as uncharacterized. The coding region runs from base 1 to 1374 and encodes 457 amino acids. The transcript has a single exon. Lineage: Eukaryota; Fornicata; Diplomonadida; Hexamitidae. The record is from RefSeq and is a predicted model, not a curated record.